UCGUAUAACUAUAAAAAUCAGUAUUAGACUCCAUUCUAGCAUAGAGAAGACGAUUCCAGACUCGCGGUACCAUGUUUUCUUGACUUCAAUUGAUAGCUUUAGCUUCGGUAUAUUUUGGUAAUUAGGCCAUGGAAACUGGAGGUAAUUCUUUACCAUCAGGACCUGAUGGAGUGAAGCGUAAAGUGAGUUAUUUUUAUGAUCCAGAGGUUGGCAAUUACUACUAUGGCCAAGGUCACCCAAUGAAGCCACACAGAAUUCGCAUGACACAUGCUCUUCUUGCCCACUAUGGAUUACUGCAACAUAUGCAUGUUCUAAAGCCCAAUCCUGCCAGAGAGAAAGAUCUUUGCAGGUUUCAUGCUGAUGAUUAUGUUUCUUUCUUGAAGAGCAUCACCCCAGAAACGCAGCAGGAUCAGCUAAGGCAGCUGAAGAGAUUUAACGUUGGGGAAGACUGCCCAGUGUUUGACGGUCUUUACCCUUUCUGUCAAACCUAUGCCGGCGGGUCUGUUGGUGGGGCAGUGAAGUUAAAUCAUGGACACUGUGAUAUAGCAAUCAAUUGGGCUGGUGGAUUACAUCAUGCUAAAAAAUGUGAGGCUUCUGGUUUUUGCUAUGUGAAUGAUAUAGUGCUGGCAAUUUUGGAGCUCCUCAAAGUGCAUGAGCGUGUUUUAUACGUGGACAUUGAUAUUCAUCAUGGGGACGGUGUUGAGGAAGCAUUUUAUACUACAGACAGGGUGAUGACUGUAUCUUUUCAUAAAUUUGGAGAUUACUUUCCUGGUACAGGGGAUGUACGAGAUAUUGGAUAUGGAAAGGGGAAAUAUUAUUCCCUUAAUGUUCCACUAGAUGAUGGAAUUGAUGAUGAAAGCUAUCAGUCUUUGUUUAAGCCAAUAAUGGGCAAAGUGAUGGAAAUUUUUAAGCCUGGUGCUGUAGUUUUACAAUGUGGGGCAGACUCUCUAUCUGGAGACCGAUUGGGCUGCUUUAAUUUGUCAAUUAAAGGUCAUGCAGAGUGUGUCAAAUUUAUGAGAUCUUUUAAUGUGCCACUACUCUUGCUUGGUGGAGGUGGCUACACAAUUCGUAAUGUUGCUCGUUGCUGGUGUUAUGAGACGGGCGUGGCACUUGGAAUUGAACUUGAUGAUAAGAUGCCACAACAUGAAUAUUACGAGUACUUUGGUCCAGAUUAUACUCUUCAUGUUGCUGCUAGUAACAUGGAGAAUAAGAAUUCUUGGCAUUUGUUGGAAGACAUCAGAGCCAAGCUCCUUGAUUAUCUUUCAAAGCUUCAACAUGCACCGAGUGUGCAGUUCCAGGAACGACCACCGGAUACAGAUAUUCAAGAGGCGGAUGAAGAUCAAGUUGGCGAAGAUGAAAGAUGGGAUCCUGUAUCAGACAUGGAUAUUGAUGAUCAACGUAGGCCUCUGCCUAGCCGAGUGAAGACAGAAUUUCUUGAAACUGAAGCAAAAGACAUGGUUGACAACUUGAAAGAAACAAAGAAAAAAUGUCAAAACAAUUUCUACAUAUCUAAAGCUUCAUGCUAAGCUUGAUUCU
Messenger RNA from Olea europaea var. sylvestris, 1536 nucleotides. RefSeq names its product histone deacetylase 19-like. The record is from RefSeq and is a predicted model, not a curated record. Lineage: Eukaryota; Viridiplantae; Streptophyta; Magnoliopsida; Lamiales; Oleaceae. Bases 129 to 1526 code for a protein of 465 amino acids. Gene Ontology annotation, molecular function: histone deacetylase activity. The transcript has 8 exons.